CUUAUUCAUAUUCAUGACAGCCAGUAGAGUGACCUAUCAGCGACGGCAAAUUUCCACCCAAGGCGUGUACUUCAUGAAUAUCUAAACAGAAAGCGCAGAAGGGUAGAUUGGUUCGGUUCACAAUUGUUUUGGCGAAACUAAUUUUUGAAGAGGUCUCACAGCGAUAGGACUAUCACAACAAUCGACGAACUUCAAGGAAACGUCCAACUUCUAUAGCAAUUAUUUGCGCGAAACCGGCCCUUAAGCAAUUAUGCCUGGAGAAGCGACAAUUACAUUAACCCUUGCGCCAAACUCGGGACAAGCUAAGCCGUUCCCUUUUGUUUUGAAGAAAGUCAUGGAUAUUCCUCCACCCAAUAUCCUUGACGAGGGCGAUGAUGAGAUCAAGAAAGAGAAGCUAUGCCUGGUCGAGCGCACCGAGUCAGGAAGUGAUGCGGCCAACGGUGCUGGCAGCACGGCCAGCGGCGGAGGGGCAGGGGGCGUUUCAGCCUCCCUGACCCCCGCUAUCUGGGAGAAAACCAUCCCGUAUGACGGCGAGAACUUCCAUCUGGAGUACAUGGACCUGGACGAGUUUCUUCUGGAGAACGGCAUCCCCAUUUCCCUCGAGGAGGAGCUACAACGCAGCCUGGGACAGGAGCAGGGCAGCGAAGGGAGCAGUGGCGCUGACGAGGCCAAGUCAUCUUUCUCCUCUAAGACGCCGGCCACUUCGAAGGCUGCUCAGCCAGAAGCCACAGACCCACCACAGGCAACAGCUGAGGAGGAGAAGAAGAAAAAGGAGGAACAGCAGGACAGGGAGGAUGAGGAGCAAGAGGAAGAUGAUGAGGAAGAGGAUGACACUGAAUCUCUGACAGAUGCCAUCGAAUUAGAAGCUGCACAAGUUGAAGCAGGUAAAUCUACUAAGGAAAGAGUCACCCCAACACCCCUUGACCCAGAGGAGAUUGAGGUGGAUGUGAACUUCCAGCCAGACCCCACUGAUCUGGUCCUGUCGAGUGUGCCGGGGGGUGAGCUCUUUAACCCUCGCAAGCAUCGCUUCUCAGAGGACGAGCUAAAGCCCCAACCCAUGAUAAAGAAGGCCAAGAAGGUGUAUGUUCCUGAUGAGCGAAAGGAUGACAAGUACUGGUGCAGGAGGAAGAAGAACAAUGUGGCAGCGAAGCGCUCCCGCGAUGCACGCCGGCUGAAAGAGAACCAGAUUGCCGUGCGGGCGUCUUUCCUGGAGCGGGAGAACGCGGCACUGCGGCUGGAGGUGGCCGAACUGCGCAAGGACUAUGGCCGGUGCAAGAACGUCAUCGCCCGCUACGAGGCCAAAUACGGUCCACUCACUGUGUUGGAGAAUCAGGACAAGGACAUGUGAAGCAAUGAUUUAUUGAUUUAUUCAUGACGGGAGAGGGUGAACCAGAUGAAUAAAUGAAUAAAUGGUGUGGAUGACAACUAAA
This is a messenger RNA of Alosa sapidissima (American shad), 1430 nucleotides long. RefSeq names its product TEF transcription factor, PAR bZIP family member b (gene tefb). Gene Ontology annotation, molecular function: RNA polymerase II cis-regulatory region sequence-specific DNA binding; DNA-binding transcription factor activity, RNA polymerase II-specific. Gene Ontology annotation, cellular component: nucleus. The transcript is spliced from 5 exons. Bases 251 to 1348 code for a protein of 365 amino acids. NCBI's taxonomy places the organism in Eukaryota, Metazoa, Chordata, Actinopteri, Clupeiformes, Clupeidae. The record is from RefSeq and is a predicted model, not a curated record. Gene Ontology annotation, biological process: regulation of transcription by RNA polymerase II.